UACAGCACCCAUGGCCUGCAUGUCCUCCUCACUACUCCAGGCUGAGCAGCGAUGUUACAAAUAAAAAAGCGCAUUAGAUACAGCUCUCCUUGUAUUGCCGCUGCGAAGCUGUUUUCCUCCGGUCCCGUCAAAAACCCGGUCGUGUUUCUGGAUAUCGAGGCUGACAGCGAACCGCUUGGAAGAAUUAUCAUUGAGUUGAAUGCAGAUGCAGUGCCAAAGACUGCAGAGAACUUCAAAGCACUGUGCACCGGGGAGCAUGGCUUUGGAUUCAAGGGCUCCAUGUUUCACAGGGUCAUACCGGAGUUCAUGUGUCAGGGGGGAGAUUUCACCAACCACAACGGAACAGGAGGGAAGUCUAUCUUUGGGAAAACCUUCAAAGAUGAAAACUUCAAAUUAAAACACACUGGUCCAGGAACACUUUCAAUGGCAAACUCAGGGCCAAACACAAACGGCUCUCAGUUCUUUAUCUGCACGGCUAAAACUGAAUGGCUGGACGGUAAACACGUGGUGUUCGGGCAGGUGAAGGAAGGUAUGGAUGUCGUCAUUAAGAUGGAGUCUUUUGGUUUGCACGACGGGGGUGUGAUCAAGAAAAUUGUCAUCACUGACUGCGGGGAGAUCAAAUAACACCGAAGGUGGCACAUGGACUUCAGUCUGAUGACUCACUAUGUCAUCAUUUAGUAUUUAAUUAAUCCCAUAUUCAUGAUUGUUUCAUGGAUGAACUGCCAUAAAUUACCUUAAAUCAGAUUUUUUACUGUUGGUUAUAGUUUAAAUUGUUCUAAUAAGAGUAACAAUGGUACGAACGGGAGUUACUCUAAUGCAUUUUAAUCUUAAAUACAUGUAUUACUGAGAGUUUCGCUUAACCCAUGUAAAUUGUGUACACAACCAAAGCUUCUACAGUGUAACAUUUUCUUAUUGUGUAAUUAUUCUACAUUUACUGCCUAUUAAAAGAGCGUUUUCAGAUUUUA
Messenger RNA from Labrus mixtus (cuckoo wrasse), 965 nucleotides. It is a transcript of the gene ppifa, whose product is annotated as peptidylprolyl isomerase Fa. The transcript is spliced from 6 exons. NCBI's taxonomy places the organism in Eukaryota, Metazoa, Chordata, Actinopteri, Labriformes, Labridae. The record is from RefSeq and is a predicted model, not a curated record. The coding region runs from base 52 to 624 and encodes 190 amino acids. Gene Ontology annotation, molecular function: peptidyl-prolyl cis-trans isomerase activity. Gene Ontology annotation, biological process: protein folding; protein peptidyl-prolyl isomerization.